This is a messenger RNA of Ziziphus jujuba (common jujube), 2805 nucleotides long. RefSeq lists its product as uncharacterized. Lineage: Eukaryota; Viridiplantae; Streptophyta; Magnoliopsida; Rosales; Rhamnaceae. The record is from RefSeq and is a predicted model, not a curated record. The coding region runs from base 386 to 1507 and encodes 373 amino acids. The transcript has 6 exons.
AGAGGAUACUGCCCUCAAAGAAGGACUUCAUUUGCGGCAAAGAAGUGCAACAAGUAGACGCGUCGACUGCGCCGAGCGAUUCGGAGCUCUUCAUUGAAAUAAUAAAAUACAAAAAAAAAAGCCGAAAAAUAAUAGAAUUUUAUUUAUUUAUUAUUAUUAUUUUCAUAGCAUUGAGUUAAUUUGGCUCCAAGCGAUCUCGAGCUUCCGAAACCGGAAAGCUGAAAAAAAAAAAGAAAAAAAGAAAAAAAAAGCGACGCCGAUUCCCGAGAUUUAGGAAAUUUCUGGUUUCCGAGAAAAAUGCAUUCUUGAAUUUUCUUACAAGAAAUCGGUUUUUUGUUUUCUUUUUUUUUUUUUAUCGGAUUGAGUAUAGACUAAAGAGGAGACAAUGGCUACAUCGAAUGCUCGAACCCACUCGUUUGUUCAGACUGAAAUUAACUGGGACAAGCUUGAUAAAACUAAAUUUUAUGUCGUAGGCGCUGGCCUCUUUACAGGGCUUACAGUGGCACUGUAUCCAGUCUCGGUUAUAAAAACCAGGCUUCAGGUUGCUUCAAAGGAAGUUGGUGAGAAAAAUGCAUUUUCUGUCGUUAGAGGCAUACUGAGAACAGAUGGGAUUCCUGGUCUCUACAGAGGGUUUGGUACGGUUAUCACUGGUGCUAUUCCUGCCAGGAUUUUGUUUCUUACUGCUUUGGAGACCACAAAAGUUGCUUCCUAUAAGUUGGUUGAACCAAUAGAAUUAUCAGAAACUACUCGAGCAGCAAUCGCAAAUGGAAUAGCGGGCAUGACAGCUGCACUUUUCUCUCAAGCUGUGUUUGUUCCAAUUGAUGUGGUUAGUCAAAAGUUGAUGGUGCAAGGAUACUCAGGCCAUGCAAAGUAUAGUGGGGGUUUGGAUGUUGCCCGUAAGGUUAUAAAGACUGAUGGCAUCCGAGGAUUGUAUAAAGGGUUUGGUUUGUCUAUUUUGACUUACUCCCCUUCCAGUGCUGUAUGGUGGGCAAGUUAUGGUGCAAGUCAACGCUUCAUCUGGAGCUUCUUAGGCCAUGAUUCUGGUUUGGAGAAAGCUCCUAGUGAAGGGAAAUUAGUAUUAGUACAAGCAACUGGGGGAAUUAUUGCAGGGGCAACAGCAGCCUCCAUAACAACCCCACUGGACACCAUCAAGACACGGUUACAGGUGAUGGGACAUGAAGGGGGACACACUACUCGACAAGUUGUUAAAAGCUUGGUUUUAGACGAUGGCUGGAGAGGUUUAUACAGAGGGCUGGGUCCAAGAUUCUUCAGCACGUCUGCAUGGGGAACCUCAAUGAUAUUAGCUUAUGAAUAUCUGACUGAGAAGCAGAGCUCAUCUCCCAGCUUAUCCAUCUUUGGUACUAUCCUCCAUAGUAGUUGUCUGCAACCUAGCCUGUUGAAUUCAUCCAAAUACAUCUUCAUGUCUUCCUUCUUACAAAAGAAACGGUCUAUCCAGAGAAGCCCUUUUGGCAGGAGGACGCGGUCCAAAUCAAACAACACAAAUUGAAGGAAUUCCACAUCUAUCCACACAUCCAAGAACAGAGUUGAAUGGAUUAUAUCGAAGGUAUUAUCGAAGAAAGGCAAUCUCAAACUGACCGAAAUGUAGAGAGGCAUUAGACAUCUUAAAGCAAUGACUUCAUUGAAAGAAGCACCUAAGUUCAAUGUAGCUGAGGCAAUGGUAACAUUCUUCUCCUUCAUGAUAGCAGCAAAUGUUCCUGUGGUUGGACUAAUAUCUAGACCAAUACAGAUCUCCCCUGGCUUUAAGCUUAGAACUUCAUUGAUGGUGAAUUCUGCUGAAACAGACUGAUUUGUUGGGAUAUCCCACCUCGUUUUGAGAGGUUGAAACAAUCUGAGCAUUUGAAGAAUCUCCUUCUGUUGAAACAUUCUGAGCAUUUGAAGAAUCUGAGCAUUUGAAACAAUCUGAGCAUUUGUAGAAAGUGGAGAACCGUGAUGUGGAGAUGUUCUUGUGAAGCAUCUUCUUCUUGGUAAUGGGUCGCAGCCAUUCGAUAUCUCACAGCCAUUCGAUAUCAGCUUCUGAACAAUGUCCCCAUCCUCAGGGCACAUUCCAUGGAUCUUGUAAUUCAUAUAACUGUCUACAUUGAAAGCCAUAUUGGCACAAGGUAAUCCGAAUGACGGAUUUAUUGCCUCCACCCCAAGAAAAUUGUUCUUCCCAAUCAGUCUUUGGUUUGGGUGAAGUAUAAUUCUGAUGCUCACAUGAAUUGAACGCCUUCUAGGGCAUCGAUCCUUCUCCGUCUUCAGCUUCAUCUUUUUGAUCAGGUUCACUGAAAUCUUCAUCCACAUUGUGCACUUCAUUCUUAUCGGGGGUAGCAUUACCAUUGAGAUCAGAUAGGCUGUUUGAAAGCUUGUCUAUAGAAAGAGCAACAUGAAGAACUUGAUCAGAGAAUUCCACAAGUGCUUUAGAUUCUGAACUCUCAUUAUGCAGCUGCUGGAGUAAAAUUCCCACUUGGGUCUGACGAUGGGUCAUUUGGGUGUGAAGGGAAUGAGGUAUAAUGUCAUUCCUGCCAUAAAAGAUAUUGGCCAUGACGGUGAAAAUGGAUCCUGGGUAUGCGACAUUGGAACCGGAGAUUGUUAAAGUAACGAAGCUGAUCAGGAGAAAAACACAAAACAUCAAGGGAAGAAGGCGCCCAAGAAAGCAUUUUGCUGGCCUGUAUGUGCUUUCUUUCUGCAUUUCUACUGAGUUCCUUUCUUCCUGGAAAAUUUUCCAACAAUCACUAGCAUCUGAGCUUUAAUCUUGUUAGCUGUUUGCCUUCAUAAGUAAUAUCAGAUUGUCGUUUUUAAUUUGAA